UCAACCAUAGCUUGUAACCAUUUAGCUUGGCGUUGCCCAAUCUUCAUUGGUCUGAUGUCGAAGAAGAAGCAUUGCCAGUGUGCACCGCUUUUGACGAAGAAGAAGAAACCAUACAAAUAAGCUUUCGGUAUAGCGCAAUGGCUACGCCUAACGAACGAAGGCUAUCCAUGGCUCAAGUAAAACCACCCAGAAGACCAUCCCAGGCUCAAGAAGAAACUGCCAGAAGAUCAUCGAAGGCUAAAGUAGAAGCUGGCAGAAGGUCAUCCAAGGCUCAAAUAGAAGGUUCCAGAAGGCCAUCCAAGGCACAAGUAGGAGCUUCCAGAAGGUCAUCCAAGGCACAAGUAGAAGCUUCCAGAAGGUCAUCCAAGGCUCAAAUAGAUGCUGCUGCUCAACCAAGAGAUCCAUCCUCCUUCCACGUUGACCCGCAGCAGUAUGUGAGCGCACCCGAGCAAUCGAGACGAGCAUCCAAUAAAUUUACUGCGGUGGAAAUAGUCAACUACAUGAACAAUAUCCGGAAGCCCGAACAGCCGUGGACACCAAAUUCCUCCCCAUUUGCACGAAAUCGUGGCUGGUAUUGGAAACGAUGCUGCGUAUGUCUCUUAAUGCUCGUGAGCAUGCUCACCAUCGCCCUAGCCAUCUAUUUACUUACUGGACCUGCUGGGAAGUGGCUUAUAGAAUCAGAGCAGACGACAGCUCCUACCGAACCAUAUUUGGUGCCACCGAAGGAACGGAGAGGUGUAAACACCAGUGAGGAGUUUGAAACACCUGUCACGACAAACGCAGCCGCAGUUACAGGGGUGGUUACUACGGAGUGUGAAAUGAACGCCACUAUUGACCACUGCCCAUCAAAUAACCGGCAUAGCAGCACCUGGUAUGUGUGUCCUGGAAACGGCAGACCUUGCCAGCCGGCCUGGAAACCUUCCGGCCGAUGCCUCGGUCCUCGGGGCCCGAGGUUCUCGACGCAGAAGCUCUGUGAGCGUAGUUGUUUCAAGAAGGAAGAUCCAUGCCAAACUGGUCCUGAAAGUUGCCCGUGCACGGAGGGCUACCGCGUCUUCAACUACGUCCAUACGAACGACAAGGGUUGCAUCCCCCUGGAGGAAGGACGGUGCCUGGUUAAGAACAUCCGAGGCUACAAAUCGAAAGACGAAUGUCUUAAUCGUUGUCAAGGACAGGCGCCGAGUGAUGCUAUCUGUGACCUGGAAGAAGUGAAUAAUGAACGAUGUACGUGGCGGGACAAGAUUUACCGAUUCUACUAUGACGUCCAGAAAAAAUCCUGCUUGCCUUGGAACGACGACAUUUGCCAGCCUAAUACUUUUUCCACUAUCCAACUCUGCAUGCAGAUGUGCAACUAGCCGCUGUAUGGCAGCUCUACGCAACAUAAUGAGCGUGCGUAGUGACCAAUGUGCUUGUAAAUAUACAGUAAAGAUGCGUAAUGCCAUCCUU
Messenger RNA from Ornithodoros turicata, 1443 nucleotides. RefSeq lists its product as uncharacterized. Lineage: Eukaryota; Metazoa; Arthropoda; Arachnida; Ixodida; Argasidae. The coding region runs from base 138 to 1352 and encodes 404 amino acids. The transcript has 9 exons. The record is from RefSeq and is a predicted model, not a curated record. Gene Ontology annotation, molecular function: serine-type endopeptidase inhibitor activity.